GGAAAACGUGGGUGGGCACAUGGUCUCUCUCUCGCUCUCCCUCUCGCUCUCUCCUGUAUAUAGUAAAGGCUUUUUGAUGGAGACUCCAUCAUACCGCAGUUCGCUUUUACGCAGAGAAGAUGAGCUCACGGAUAGCCAAAUCCAAACCGGCGAUGAAACUGAUGGUGCUUUUGACAGCUUCUCUCUCCUGGGCCUUUCAGCAGCAAGCUGAACAACCAACGUACCAGCACCGUGACCCCGCGACAUCCGCGUUCCUCACGUGUAACCAGUGCCCACCUGGCACAGCGGUGAAACGACACUGCACUGCCGACAUGCCCACAGAGUGCCAGCCCUGUCCUGACAGGCAUUUCGCCGAGAACUGGCACUGGGGGGAGAAAUGCCAGUACUGCACCUCGGUGUGUAAGGAGAGACAGCUAGUGAAGCAGCAGUGCAACAGCACUCAUGAUCAGCUGUGCGAAUGUGCUCCAGGUUUCCACCUAGUGAUAGAGUUCUGUAUUGCACACAAGGCCUGUUCACCUGGAUAUGGAGUGGCAGCUUUAGGUACGCCAGUGAGUGACACAGUGUGUGAACUUUGCCCUGAUGGUCAUUUCUCCCCGGGUGGCUCCUCCACCAAGCCGUGCCAGCCUCACACGAACUGCUCAGAAUUGGGCCUCAAGACACUGAGAUGGGGCACGUCCACUGCAGACAGUCAGUGUGGCACUCCGGACAAGAAGGCAACGCUGGAGUGCUCUCAUCAUCACACUUUGUGCCAGACUGAUGUGACUCUUUGUGAAGAGGCGGUUUUCCAGUCGCUAGCCUCGCUGCGACUUUCCUCGGUGCCCCUGGAACGACUGUUGGACAGUCUUCCUGGGAAGAGGGUGGAUCGCAAAAGCCUGGAGAGGCUGAAGAAGACCUGCUCUCCCCAGCAGCAGGUUCUCCACCUUCUGCGACUGUGGAGAGAGCAGAACAAAGACCAGGACAAGCUGUAUGGCUUCAUACAAGGUGUGAACCACUGUGAGAGGAAGGUCUCCCGCUGCAGCAGUCUAAAAAACCUGACGCUCGACGACCUCAUGAAGGUAACGAACAGCUUGCCGGGAGUCAAAGUUAAGGAGGCGGAUGUCCAGGGCGUGGUCUCUUCUUGCCUCCCCAGGCAGUACAUUCUGCAGCUUCUUCACCUCUGGAAAAAAGCAAACCACAACCUGGACCUACCAAAUGCUCUGUCUCACAGUCUCAGGGUCCUGCGCAACCAACAGGCACCACGUUAUCUGCUCAAAGGCCUGAAGAAGAUCAGCCGCAUCAUUGGAACCACCUCGGCACAAAAGAUGUUUCAGAAGAUGUUUGUCAGUAUGCUUCAGGAUGGAUCGUGUUUUAAAGCCCAUAAGCCAUUAAAUGAAUAAGCAGUACACAGGUACAAAUAGAAAUAGAUACAACCUAAAGCAUAAAUAAACACUAUUUCACUGACAAAAAAGGGAACACUAAAAAGAUACACAAUGAGCAGGGAGGUGCAUUUUUUUUGUAAUAGUGAGAGGGCUUUAUAAUAUCAAAGCUAUGCAUAUACUGCCUAAAAAUGGGUUUUCCUAACUUUAACAUGGAAGGAAAGAUGGAUAAAUUCGUCUUUCCUUCUCUGAUUUUUUUCUGACCUAAACGAGGCACUAAUAACUUCAUCCUCAGUCCACGCUAACCGUCCGCAAGGAAGAAUCUGACAAAAAAAAGAGGUGUUCACACAUCUGUGUACUGAAUACGGAUGUAAAACAAAAGGUUUUUGAAAAAAAAAAAAAGAUUUUUUAGAACUUCAUGACUGGAGUCUGUGAAAAAUUAAAAAAAAAUGUUAUUUAAGAUGUAAAUAUUAAUACUAUUUUAUAGAAAAUGGUCCGGCAGAUGUUGUUAUUGUUGCUUUCUCGCUGUUUGAGAGGAAGGAUUUGGUUUCAUAAUGAAAUAUUUUUUCUCAUUUGUUGGUGUGUUUGUUCUGGACUGCUGACAAGCAAAGCUCAUCGUUAUUAUUUUGUAGUUGUUACUUAUAUGAAUGUACAAAGGAGUGCAAUUGUUUUCUAUUUAAAAAAAAGUAAUUUUUACUUUCUGAACAUGUAAAGGCUUAUGUUUAUUACUUCUUAGAAAUACUGGAUUCCAAAUGCUGCAAGUUAAUGAAGUGAUAUUUGUUUUAUAUUUUUGUUGUAUCGCAUUUUUACUAUAAGUGUAUGAUCUUUGUUGUAUAUGUGCCUGACUGGUCCUUUUUAAGCUUGUUUAAGUUGUGAACAUUGAUAACAAAUGAUCUGACUAAAUUCAGUGUGUAAAGAUGUAUUGUUUCAUUAUAAAUAUGCAAUGAACAGACAGACGAUUUUAGUCUUGUGAUUUCAUAGCAGUGUUAAAUUUUGGAGAAACCCCCCCCCCCCAAAACAUUGUUUUCUGGUAAAUCAACUAUAUUGUAUGCUUUUAGUUUUAAAAUCCUCCAAGGGUGCCUUCCCUGAGAUGGAAGGGGACUGAAUGGCUGACUGGAUCAAACAAUCUGUACUUCUGAUCUCUUGACUGAGAAGAAUUUGGUCUUCCCCAGCUUAGCGAUCAAGGCGUACAGUGAGUUUCCUGACAGAGCCACUUUGAUGUGAGUCACCUACAUUAGAUCAGCUUUUCCAAGAUGUCAGUGUAGCUUCUAUUUACACCAAAGUGCACAUGAAGCCUGCCAGGAUUAGAAACAGAGGCACUGCAGUUACAUUUGGAUAUAGGCCUUGAUGAUUUCUCUAAGUAUGAAAGUGCAGCUGACGUUUCAUGGUGGGUCAAAUGUCUGAAGUUAAAGGAUCACGGUGCAUGUAAUGUGUACUAUAAUCAUAACUUGAUGCUGAUUUCAUGUAUAUCUCACAGGCAGUAUCAUUUUUCUGUAGCGGUGAGGACUUAAGAACUCAGUGAUUGAAUGGCAUAGAAGUGAAGAGUGCAAAAACCUUUUAUGGCCAGGAUACGUUCUGAAUUACGCACAGAGGUUGUGUCACAUUUCAGAUCAUCUGGUUUUGAAACCCAUAUUUCACAUGAGCGAGUGCCAGUUUUCAGCAUGUGACUGAAAGGUUGACCUGAUUUUGAGUCGACACACCUACGCAGUUUUCUAAACCUUGUGUACCUCGUGUAAAUUCCGCAAAGCCAGCACGAUACAUGACAUCUUAAAAGGACUCACAAUAAGUGCUACUCAACUAAAAAAAAGUCAUAUGGUCACAUAGGAAGAACUGAAAAAAGAUAUGA
Molecule: messenger RNA, 3201 nt
Organism: Haplochromis burtoni (Burton's mouthbrooder)
Lineage: Eukaryota; Metazoa; Chordata; Actinopteri; Cichliformes; Cichlidae
Product: tumor necrosis factor receptor superfamily member 11B
Exons: 6
Coding region: 120-1376 (418 amino acids)
Molecular function (GO): protein binding
Source: RefSeq, a predicted model, not a curated record